AUGUAUGCGCUCACCCUGCUCCUCUGCCCUUCAAGCCAUGGGGCUGCUAGUCCAGAUUACUACCACAUUCUGGAAGACCCUGAACAGAUUGGCUCAUUCGACUUCUGCACGGCUGUCCUUGACAAGCUUGUGGCGUCAAUUGAUAGCUACAAGGCUGGAGCCACAAGGGUGCUCGGCGGGGAUCUCUUAACACUCACGAUCAUAUACUUUGAAUUUCUUGACACCGACAUCAUGCCGGUCACAAGCAAGCGGCCACGGAUUUCACUUUGGACGUCUGAAAUUGUAGCAGAAUAUGAAAGGCGGGACUGCACAAGCAGCGAUAAAUUGCUUUACGGCAGGCUCCCGACAAAGCGUGUCUCGGAAACACCCUUCGGUCAAAUCAACAGACAGCCAAAAGUCACACUAGGUGCCUCGUAUGAUGAACUCCUGCAGUUCACCCUCUCAAUUGUUCCAGAGGAAAACCACCAGAUGAAAGUCAUUUUAAUUUAA
This is a messenger RNA of Triticum dicoccoides, 489 nucleotides long. RefSeq lists its product as uncharacterized. Lineage: Eukaryota; Viridiplantae; Streptophyta; Magnoliopsida; Poales; Poaceae. The transcript has 4 exons. Bases 1 to 489 code for a protein of 162 amino acids. The record is from RefSeq and is a predicted model, not a curated record.